Messenger RNA from Orbicella faveolata, 1474 nucleotides. Its product is annotated as mitochondrial genome maintenance protein mgm101 homolog. Gene Ontology annotation, biological process: recombinational repair; interstrand cross-link repair. Gene Ontology annotation, cellular component: mitochondrial nucleoid; mitochondrial chromosome. The record is from RefSeq and is a predicted model, not a curated record. Gene Ontology annotation, molecular function: single-stranded DNA binding. NCBI's taxonomy places the organism in Eukaryota, Metazoa, Cnidaria, Anthozoa, Scleractinia, Merulinidae.
GAAUAAAUCCAGUUCUAGAAUUUCACCUUUUCAUCUUUAUUAUUUUUCAUGGAAGAAAAACAAACUCUUUUCGUGGAAUCCGCUGAUAAUGACAUUAAAAAGAAACACUGGUCGCCAAGCUGUUCCGAUAAGUACAAAAAAGUCGACAAAAUAUGCAGAAAAUUAAUGGGAGGGUUAUAAAAUAAAUAAACCCCUUUCUGGCUCGCUGGUAUGUUGGCUGAUAAUGUCCUUGGCUGAGAGACUGUCCUCAAAAUUUCGCAUUUGCCCUCGAAGCUUCGCUCCUCAGCCAAAUAUUCAUUUUUUGGACAAUAUCUCAGCUGCGGACAUUAUCAGCCGACAUACCAGGCGCCAGAAGGGGUUUAUUUACUAAAUAUAUUUUGUACCCUAGAACUGUAUUGUGACCUGACACCGGCUGAUUAAACCUGCCACCUGCUGAAGAAUGCGCUCUUAGAUAUGACGUGGCGUGUGAAAUUACCUGCGCAGUUUCUUGGUUCCCUUUUAAAACGACUGUUGCCAAUCCGGGAUUAGGAAAAUUUAAUUUAGGUUGAUUUUCUUCCUCGGGGUUAAGGGUGUGGUACCUAGUCUCUCCACGCAGACGCUCUUAGCCUGGAGAGCACUGGGACGAGAACACCAAGUUGUACCCAGUCCCUAUACUGAGAAUCAAGAGUCAAAAUGGCGGGACUAGUGAGAGGUGUUCGAAGGCUUUCGAUGUUAACUCAUGUUCAUGCUCGGGUCGCGAGAGUUUCUACGAGAUUUUCGUCAACUGAACAGCAUGGCGAGAAUGGAACAAGGAGCCCCACCGAAGAGGAAGAAACGUCCUCCACAGGAUUUCCACCAGCAAGUAACUCUGUCGAUAGGUUGCCAGAUGCUUUCUCAGGAGCUGCAACCACACCAUUUAGCCGUGAAAUUACCCAAGUUCUGAUGUCACCAAUCAAUGAGACAGAUGUUGAGAUCAAACCAGAUGGGUUGAUCUAUAUUCCUGAAAUAAAAUACAGAAGAAUACUUAAUAAAGCAUUUGGACCAGGAGGUUGGGCAUUAGUGCCCAGGGGAGAAUCUCUUCAAUUUCAGAAUGACAGAGAUAACAGCCAGCUGAUUGUGCGGGAGUAUGCACUAUUUUGUUUAGGAAGAUUUGUGGCGCAGACAGUUGGUGAACACACAUUUUAUUCAACCAAUAAUAUGGUGUAUGGAAGAGCUAUGGAAUCUGCUAAGUCUAAUGCUUUAAUGAGGUGUUGUAAAGACCUUGGAGUGGCCAGUGAGCUCUGGGACCCACAGUUCAUCAUCGAAUGGAAAGAAAAGUAUGCUGUGAGUGCAUGGUGUGAAAAUGUACGAACCAGGGAAAAAAAGAAGUUAUGGAGACGAAAGGACAGAAAAUCAACAGAUGCAUUUCAAUAUCCAUGGAAGGAGAUCACUCAGGAAAAGUGAUUUAUUAUUAGAAACAAGUAGUGUUUAAAUUAAUAAAAGGUCACUCCAUUUA